GUGCAUCACCUGCUUUGCAGACAAGUUGAGUCCAACAAUCCAGAAGUACUGGAGUUUAACUUCGGCGGAUCUGCAGUGCGGUUUACGAAGUGGGAAUUCGCACUCAUUAGUGGGUUAAAGUUUUGUAGGUACCCUUCGAUGUAUUAUUUGCAAAUUUCCAAAAGAAAUGAGCUGCGCACGAGGUUGCUAGAUGACAGGAGUGACUUGAAACCGCCCGAACUGGAACGACUAUUCAAGGAUACACUUUUUGUGGAUGAUUGGGAUGCUGUUAGAAUUGCGUUACUAUAUUUCUUAGUUCAUGGUGUACUCGGAAUGGAUCCGAAGGUUCAAAUAAAAAAAAAAUUCAUUGAUUUGGUUGCUGAUCUCGACGUAUUUAAUUCCUACCCUUGGGGCAUUCUGAGCUACAAGGAGACGAUCAACUCAUUCCACAAUGCAUUCCAGCUACGAGGACGAGGACGUGCAGUAAAGAAUAUAUCACAGUAUUAUGACCUAAAAGGUUUUCCAUUGGUGUUUCAGGUGUGGGGGUUUGAAGCAAUCCCUGAUUUUGGUAACCAAUUUGCCGACCGGUUGGAAACCCGUUGUCCGAGGAUCCUUGGAUGGCAUACUCCAAGGUAUAUGAAAUUGACUGAUAUGAAAAUUGUAAAAGAAAGGAAACAAAUAUGUUAA
This is a messenger RNA of Ziziphus jujuba (common jujube), 666 nucleotides long. RefSeq lists its product as uncharacterized. The transcript has 3 exons. NCBI's taxonomy places the organism in Eukaryota, Viridiplantae, Streptophyta, Magnoliopsida, Rosales, Rhamnaceae. Bases 139 to 666 code for a protein of 175 amino acids. The record is from RefSeq and is a predicted model, not a curated record.